GACGUUUCAGUAGCAUAUAUCAAGGUCAAAUCAAAUUUUUUUUCAGAUGUCAUGACAUCAUUGUUCGUAAAUUCAUCGAUACAUUUUCUGGAAUUUUCACAAUAAAUAAAAAAUUAACGAGUGUCUUUAAAAAACACAUUCAUCAUCAAAAUGUCGUUGAAUACAGCACAUUUAAAUGGCGGAGUGUUGAUUCACAACGGAGAACAGAUUUUGUUGUACUCGGAUGGUGUGGCGGUGGAAUGGUCCGCACAGCAAUCCGGAGCUUUUCAGGGGACCAAAAAGGGACUGAUUUACCUGACCACUCACCGCGUAAUUUUCAUCAACAAAUCCGGUGGAGAUGAGAUGCUUAGUUUUAGCUUCCCGUUCGUAACACUUAGCGAAGUUGAGGUAGAACAACCAGUUUUCGGUGCUAAUUACAUAAAAGGGAAAGUUAGAGCUCAACCAAAUGGCAAUUGGAUUGGCGAAGCCAAAUUUAAAAUAACUUUUAAGAAAGGUGGAGCUAUAGAAUUUGGCGAGUCUAUGCUUAGGGCUGCUCACUUUGCUUCUAGAGGCGGUAUGCAAGCUCCACCCCCAUACGUACCACCCCAAAAUCAGUGGUACGCCGCCCCUCCACCAGCGUAUGCUCCACCACCACAAGGUUAUUAUGGCUGGACGCCGCCCACUAACGCUUUCCCCCAACAUCCUCCCGCAGACGGCGUCUUCAUGACCGACGCACCGCCUCCAUAUCCGGGCAUAAAUGCACCAUAUCCCGGUCCCGCUGGUUACGCCCCUCAGGCCCCGGCGGGCGCUCAUGGUCCUUUCGUUAAUUCCGCAGAUGCUAAGGCUGCAGAAGCUGCCCAAUCUGCUUAUUAUGAUCCGAAUCAACCCCAGAUGGCUUUUAUACCACCACCGGCCUAUUACGAAAAUCCACCCAGUUACAACCAGGCUACCGGCAAAAAAACUCAAUAAAAGCAAAUAAACAUCUUAUAACUUGGCUCUAAAAGCUUUGCCGAUACUUAUAUUGUAUUCUUUAAUUUUUAAACAACUUCUUUUGAGUUUAACCUGAAAAGGUUGACAUUCCCUUAUUUAGAUAAAAAAAAAGUAUUGUAUUUUUUCACGGUUUAUUCUAUAUUAUAUGUAUCUAGUCCUUUUUGAAUAUUGUUUUGCCAAUAAGUUGUAAAUUUUGAAAAUACAUAUAUAUUUUUACUCAAGCGAUAGAUUAGAC
Psylliodes chrysocephalus is the source of this 1204-nucleotide messenger RNA. Lineage: Eukaryota; Metazoa; Arthropoda; Insecta; Coleoptera; Chrysomelidae. The record is from the annotation of a GenBank genome assembly.